Cladocopium goreaui is the source of this 1227-nucleotide messenger RNA. NCBI's taxonomy places the organism in Eukaryota, Dinophyceae, Suessiales, Symbiodiniaceae. The record is from the annotation of a GenBank genome assembly.
AUGGCUUUGACAUCCUCUUUCUUCGCGUGCCUGUUGGCAGUUCUUUGUCUCUUGCUUCGGGCCGGCAGUUUGACGGGGAUUGCUGAGCAGCCUCUCUGGUUGCUGAAUGUAUCGAUCGUGGCUUGGCCCCUUUUGGUCUUCCUGGCUGUUUAUUUCCUGGGACAUCUUUGGGACAGCCGAUCCUUCUGGUUUGAUCGAAUAUGCGUGGACCAGCAAAAUGCAAGUCUGAAGCUCCAGACGAUCCAAGCAAUUCCGGGCUUUGUGGCGCAAUCAAAGAAGAUGCUCGUGUUGUGGGACGACACCUACUUCGAGAGGACAUUGUUCUGGAUCUGCGCUGACACCUUGGUGGCCCUGCUCUCAGCUUCCGAGGAGGCAGGAUGGUCGCUCUAUGUUUUCUUCGGUUUCCUCUACGCGGCUUUCUGUUUGCACAAGCUGCAAGGGCACAAACGCAUGUUGGAUCAGAUGUUGGCCUUCGACCUUCGAAAUGCCAAAUGCACGUUUGAGGAAGACCGUGCUGUCAUCGAGGAGCUUGUUUUGAACUUGUUUGACGAGGCAUUGGAGCCCCCCAUCAGGGUCGCCUUUGAUGCGCCUGACGCCGAGGAUGGAACUGUGGAGGAAGCCGGUGAACCCCUUAUUUCCUUGGAAAGCUUGCGUGCCAUACGGCAUGUCACAAGUUAUCCCAGCCCCGAUGCGAUCAUUGGUCAGUUCAAUGAUUAUGUCAGAGGCCCUCUGCGCCAGAAUCUGGCUGCAUUUUUGGGAACGGAGGACUACAUCUCCCCGAAGAUGUGCAUCGUUGCAACGUUGCCCAUUUGGUUUCAAUCCUUGAUGUGCGUUCUGAGCUGCGAUGGUGCUAGCUGUGAGAGAUCAGCAUCAGAUGGGGGGUAUGCUUCAAUCUACCAGUAUAUGAUCACAAACGCAGUGCUCCAGCUGCUCUUGUUGCCCUUUGGGCUUCUCAUAGUUUAUCCAUUGCUACUGCGCGCCAACCAAGCGGUUGCUGCAGCGUUGCACCGUGGUGUUGCCAGCGCCUAUGGAACAUGGUUGCUGGUAAGAAUCGUUGUUGGAACAUGCGUGAGUGCAUUGAUCAUGUGGUGCAAUGAUCACUUACAGCUUGCUCUUCGUGAGAUGCUGUUUUUCAGCACGACGUCCUCCAUGUAUUUGGCAGUUGCAGCUUACGUCUUUCAGUGUUUCUUCAUGUGCCUCCUGUUCCGUAGGAAAGGAUCGUCAUGA